CAAUCAUCACCCAAUUCACAGCGAGCCCUUUCGGCUUUACUUCUCUUUUGCGAAACGGAAUCCAACCCAUUAGUCCGAAAGGCCCAAUUUCUUUAGCGCCAUGGAUGUUCUGUGCGACACAGAGGGCCGGAGGGUUAAUGUUGGUGGUGGGAUUUACGGUGAUGGUGAUGAUCAUCAGCUUGAAGACGACGACUUCUACGCGGAGCUUGUAAGGCAGGUCCUGAUUUUGACGGCCGAUGACGACGAUUCCGCCGCGAGUACUCCUCGCCGCCGGGACAAUGUUGGGUACUUCGAUUCGAUGGCACAGCCUGCUGCUGCAACUGGAGGCUUAUUCUCUAGCAGUUCCUAUUCUCUACCAAAUUGGCCGGCGGUGAACGUGUCGAGGAACGGUGGUACUGGUGUUUUCAUUCCUCUAACCGCCGCCAAAUCCAGGAGAAGGAACGGGAAUGGUAAUAAUGGCAGACGAGGCGGUAGCAGUCACAAGCAACAAGCAGAGAAGAAGAUGGUGCAGAACAAGCACUGACGAUUCAUCCAACAAGCAGAUUUUCUGGUUUACAAAUCUUAGGAGGAGACGUAGUAGUCGAACACAUGAAGCAAGAUGGGUAAAAACCCUUAUCUUGUAAGGUCACUAAUACCACAGUUGUAUGCGAAGAUUUUGUUUGGUUUCAGAUGUUAGUUUCCAUUGAAUUGCUCUGAAACUGCAGGCAACCAUGAACAUCGGUUGCUUUUUUGUUCGCAACACCAAUCCAUCUCAAUAACAAGAGCGUCAAUUUCGUCCGUAAAUUAGUGUGAAUUGUCAUUCAACCUACAUUACAUUUCGGCCUGCAAAUUCUACAGUAAUCUUCUCUUGUACUAAACAUAUCCAGACAACUGGAGAAAUGACAACAGAAACAAAAUCUGAGAGGAAUC
This is a messenger RNA of Linum trigynum, 909 nucleotides long. NCBI's taxonomy places the organism in Eukaryota, Viridiplantae, Streptophyta, Magnoliopsida, Malpighiales, Linaceae. The record is from the annotation of a GenBank genome assembly.